Molecule: messenger RNA, 2419 nt
Organism: Mastomys coucha (southern multimammate mouse)
Lineage: Eukaryota; Metazoa; Chordata; Mammalia; Rodentia; Muridae
Source: RefSeq, a predicted model, not a curated record
CAGGACACUACACUCUCCACCCUGGCUGUGACAAACCAGUGUGAUAAAAUUUUAGAUCCCAAUGCCAUAGUUCCUUUCUAUCCAACUAUGUCUGCGGCUUUAUCCAGGUCACACCAACACAGAUGCUGAAUCAAGGAUACAGCCUGGUACCUUCCUACCAGGAGGGUAGCCAGGUCUAUUACUAUGAGCACAACAGCCUGGGCCCUGUUAUAGGUGGAGAAUUUGGGCAGUGUUUGCAGGCCCAUGGCUCUGUGUCCUACCCUGGGAGUCAGACCUCUGUGCUCCAACCAGAAAUGGUGAUGGUGCUGAAGGAGAUUCAGCCAAGGAAUGUCCAAAUACCACUCUUUACCUCUGCCUUCUCCUACUCUACAUCUGCUCAAUCCAUGCCAGACAACAGUCUUCCCGUGGUUCAAAUGGAGAAGUCCCUGGGAUUGCCACCUUCAGGCCAGACACAAUGUCAGGUCCAGAGUCCAGAGCUCUGCAACACCUUUGUCCAGGUUUCUGAGAUAAGUCUACCAACUGUCAAUGGGGACAGGGCAUUAGCAGCCCCCAUCCACAGUCCUUCAGAAUUCUUGGCCUUGUCUCCAGCUCCAAGGCUGGAAGAAACAGAGAACAAAAAUAAGACUGAGAUAAAAGACAAGUUUUUAAAGACUCUGGAUGCAUAUGAGGGCACAAAAGGAAACCAAGACACACCGGUCAUGACUUUAAAACAUCCUGACUUGCAGGAACCUCUGCACUGCAUUGAUACUGAGAGUCUAAGGCAGAAGCCUGCUUCUGAUAAUGCCCAUUUGGGAGGCAUCAGCUUCGGUCCAAAAGAGCUUGUGGGGUUAGAGAAUGAGAUUGGAUCCAGCUGCGACUUUAAAGACAUCACUACACUUGAGGCAGACAUUCAGCUUCCCCAACUCCUCAACACCCUCACAGAUAUAGACCAGGAUCAGUGCUGUGAAAACUGGAGAGUCAUUAGUGGACCCUCUGACCAGGUGAUGAAGAAUAAACAUAAAGCCUCUGAGCUGCUUGAGGGAGCUCCUCAGGCCAAAAUCCAUCACCAGGACAUAGUAGAGGGAGAAGUGGCUGUGUGUGUUACCGGGGCCAGUGACAGAGCUAUUGAAAAAGCAAAGAACCCGGAGGGCAAAGCUCUGAAAGUGCCCACCAGCAAGAACAGAAGAGUUAGAAGACAGCAGCAAGAAAGACCAAAUGGACCAGAGAACAACACUAAGAAAACUGAAGAGCUUAAGCAGUCAAGGAAGAGAGUCAAAUCAGAAGAGAAGCCCACCAUCUCCAAGACCAAGAGGAAGAGGAAUCCACCUGAGCUCAGUCAAAACAGCUUCAAGAAGCCUCGAACCCACCUUGGCAUGCACAUGCUGGAGUCUGUGCAAGUUUUCCACCCUCUGGGGAAGAAGAGUAGGAAGAAUGAGAAGAAAACUGGCACCUCAUCCUUUAGGGGUCUGCAAACCUUCACCAGCAACAAAGAUCCAGGUUCAGGCCCAAUUACUACAACAUUGCUAAACAUGUCAGUCGAGGGCCAGCGUCCUUCUAAAAGCUCAGAGAAGGUUCAGAAAGCAGAGAUUAAUGAGGACAAAGAUUGUAGAUCUCCAUCCCAGUACGAGCUGCCCCCAGCUGGGAAGGUCAAAUUAGUACUUCUGCCUUUUCCAAACCUUGACAAGCUUCAAUCCAGACCUGCUUCUAGAAAGCCCAUUUCCCAGGCUUUAUGCAGGCCUACUGCUCCUUACCCUGUGCAGCCUCACUCUCACUCAUCUCAACCUACCACACUCAGGCCAGCCCAAGCACCUCCUGUCAGCACUUCUUUGAUGACCUCUGCCAAGCUAGCUCCUCCAGUUUCCUCCAGUGCCACACAACCUAAUGUAAACAACCCCAUCCACUCUAGUGCUGCACCCCAGUUGGCCACCUCAAGGCCUGCACCGGACAGAGCAUCAUCUCACACUUCAUUCCAGAGAGAGCUUGUUUCUGAUGCCAGGAACAAGGUACCAUCACCUCCCAAACCUCAAACCCAAUAUCUGCUGCAAGACUUCAGCAGCCAACCCAUUCCAUGGAGGAAAGUCGACAUUCUGGGACCAGUUGUCUCACAGCCCAUCACAAAAGAGCAGAGGCCUGAGAGGGAGGCCAUGAAGAAGCGAGCCCAACAGGAGCGUGAGAAUGAUGCCAAGAACCCUUCAACUGGAAAACUCCAGGUUUUCCUUCAGAGGGAGAAGGAUAUGGAAAUUUCUCAAUAUUAUGGCUAUGUAAUGUAAGAGCUGCCAAGAUCUUUGUAACAAAGUGUUUUUUGACAUACACUUGAUGUUAAGUUGGUUAUUUUAUUCUAAUAUUUUCUUCACUGUGAUGAUUUAGUUUUAAUUGUAUUCUAUAUGAAAUUAAACUUAAGUAAUAUUUAUUUAAUAUUAAAUCAAUUGAGAAAAUGCUA